Adelges cooleyi (spruce gall adelgid) is the source of this 1934-nucleotide messenger RNA. RefSeq names its product dual specificity mitogen-activated protein kinase kinase dSOR1 (gene Dsor1). Lineage: Eukaryota; Metazoa; Arthropoda; Insecta; Hemiptera; Adelgidae. The transcript is spliced from 8 exons. The record is from RefSeq and is a predicted model, not a curated record. The coding region runs from base 445 to 1650 and encodes 401 amino acids. Gene Ontology annotation, biological process: protein phosphorylation. Gene Ontology annotation, molecular function: protein kinase activity; ATP binding.
UAUUAACCAAUUGAUAUAACUUAUAUCUAUUUAUUAUCGGGAUUAACAGAUUAACUGUUCAGUUAAGAAGAAAAUUAAUAAUAAUAUACUAUAAUGGCAAAUCAUUUUCGCAUUCGUGAAAAAGUGAAGGAAACUAUAAAUCCGUGUUAAUGUAUUGCAAUGUGUUUAAGUACUUUAUUUAGUGAUUUUGAAUUAUUUUUCAUUAGUAGUAACAUAGAGGUUAGACAGUUAUCAGUUUUUCCAUUUUUGUCGCUCGAUGUUAUUAUAUAAUCGUGUAAGAAAUUGUUUUGUGUGUUUCUCUUGUCUCUUAUCAUUUUAUUGAAUUGUUUUGAGCGUUCAACAAUACUGAUUUCCUCUUGACCGGGAUUUAAUAAACUAAUAACUAUAGAACAUAGACGGUGGUAGGCGUUCUUCUACCAAUACCGUCGUUGUUACAUUAAAAAAAUGUCCAAGAAUAAAUUAAACCUGACUCUGCCUCCUGGCGUAACCGACAAUCCACACCCGGUGUCACCGUCCGCUCCCUUGUCAGCAGCUUCUGACACAGGAUGUGACAAAUUGAGUGUAGCAAGUCUACAAGAACAAUUGGAUCGCGUUGGAAUGGAUGACGAACAACGUAAGCGAAUGGAAUUGUUUUUGUGUCAGAAAGAAAAGAUAGGCGGAGAAUUGAGCGAUGCUGACUUUGAAAAAAUGAAAGACGGUGAACUUGGUGCUGGCAAUGGAGGUGUGGUCAUGAAAGUCAAACACAAGUCUAGCGGUUUGAUAAUGGCCAGAAAACUUAUUCACUUGGAAGUUAAACCAGCCAUAAAGAAACAAAUAAUAAGGGAACUUAAAAUCUUACAUGAAUGUAAUCAUGCUCAUAUAGUUGGUUUUUAUGGAGCAUUUUACAGUGAUGGGGAAAUAAGUAUUUGCAUGGAAUACAUGGAUGGCGGCUCAUUAGAUCUCAUAUUACAAAAAACACGAAUACCUGAACCUAUACUUGGGACAAUAACAGCAGCUGUUGUCAAGGGUCUAAUAUAUUUGCGAGAACAACAUUCAAUCAUUCAUAGGGACGUCAAGCCUAGUAAUAUUUUAGUAAACAGCGCAGGUGAAAUUAAAAUUUGCGAUUUUGGUGUUUCUGGUCAACUUAUAGAUUCCAUGGCAAAUUCAUUUGUCGGUACUAGGUCAUAUAUGUCUCCUGAACGACUUCAGGGUACCCAGUAUACAUUACAAAGUGAUAUUUGGUCCUUGGGCUUAUCUUUGGUUGAAAUGGCAAUAGGUAUGUAUCCAAUACCAGCGCCCGAUGCUAAAACAUUAGCUUCUAUAUUCGGACCUAGAUCUCAAACGACUGAAAACAUAGACAAUUCAGAAGGCGAUGUAUUUGCUAAUGGUAACGGCCCUAGACCGAUGGCCAUUUUCGAGCUACUCGAUUACAUUGUAAAUGAACCUCCACCAACUCUGCCUGCUGGUAUCUUUUCGGAUGCUUUUAAAGACUUUGUAGAUAGAUGUUUAAAAAAGAAUCCAAUUGAAAGAGGAGACUUUAAAAUGCUAAUGGAUCACCAAUGGAUAAAAAAAGCUGAAAGUGAACCGGUUGAUAUUGCCGGUUGGGUUUGCAAAAUAAAAGGCUUGACACCAACUACUCCUACGAGGAUGGCAUCAAACUCAGCCUCAUGAGUCUGCUCUCUGCUCCUAAUACAACGGCUCACUGCUGCGGACUCCUAUGUGGACAGAAAUGUCUAAAAAGAUGCGCCUCCCAAGCUUCAUAGUAUAAUCGCUUCUGCCAAGUUAUUAUUUUUUUUUUUUAUGUAGCCUUUAAUUGGGUGCUAACAACAAUGUAAUUUGUAUUAAGAGUUGUAAUUUAUAUUAUAAGUUUUAAUUUAUAUAAAGAGUUAUCAGGGAUUAAUUCUGAUUACCAAUGAGUAUAAUUUUGCUUUUAAAUACACGUUGUGUGAUAAUCA